UUACACAGUCAAUAACAUGGGAGUCCAUACAGAGUUUGCAGGGGCAGAUUAUUGCAUAACAGUGAAAUGUUUUACGCGAUUUUCAACACUGAGGGAAUUCAACCGCAGCAGAUGGAAACAAAAGAGUCCAAUCUAAAUUCAGGUAUUUCGCGAAAGAAGGCGGCGCAAGAAAGAAAAGCAGCGACAAAAAGAGAAAGGGACAAGGCCUAUUAUCAACAAAACAAGGCAAAAAAGAUUGCUCAAGUUAAAGAACGGCGAAAGAAAUUGCAAGCCGAGAAAUCAAUUCGGCCGCACACACGAAGCAUUGCCGAAAAAAACAAACGCCAACAAAAAGCAACGGAGCACAGAAAAGCUUCCCGUAUCGCAGCACAAGAAAAAAGAGAAAAGACAAGGCAGCAAACAAGAGAAAGAGUUAGAAAAUACCGUGAAAAGAAGCGAACAGAAGCACAAGAAUUUAAUAACAGCGUGGAUUCUCCAGGUUUCGCAAACCGGACGUCGAAAAAACGUGCUAUUGAUAAAGUCAAGAAGACACUCCCUUCCACACCCCGAAAGAAGGCGGAAAUUGUCCAAAGCAUUGUCAAAAGCCGUUAGUAGUUUAUGACAAAAGCAACAGGCAGUAUGAUUUGCUCAUGUUACUGCAUCAGUUGCAUUGUGAAUGAUGAGGAGAAUUGCACUAACAAGGCAUGGCUUGAUGAAUGGAAGCUGGUGGAGCUAACCAGAGAGGGUGAUGUGGCAACCACUCGACAGGCAACUGAAGCACCAAUUUUAGACCAUGAUACUGCUUCCUACAUAGCUGACCUGGCCAGCAAGGGAAGUACAGUUGCGAUAGCCGCUGAAGAUGAUCCUGUCUACGACUUCUAUCUCCUUCAGGUCACUUCUGAUGGAGUUGAAGAACUUGACAGUAAUGUCACAGAUGACUAUCAGUGUCAUUAUUACAGAGGAGACAGAGUUCUUAAGGGGCACUUUUACAUAAGGGAGAACAUUCAUGACAUGACCUUCACAAUUGACGAAAAACGGAAAGCGUUUGUACAUGCUGCUACUGUCCGUCACAUUUGCGGUGACCUACCAGUCAGAAAGAGAGGACGAAAGUCUAUUUACAAACUCCCUUUAAAAGAAAAUGAGGAAAUCAUUGCUUCAAUGUGAACUAAUGAUUACAAAACCUCUUUUUUUCCAUUUUUACAUUGAUUUUCUUAAGAUUUUAUGAAAAACCAAAAAUGUGCCACGCCCACAAGGGAUUGUGGGUAAUACCAAAAUUAGUGUUAUUAAUGCAAAAUAAUAAAAAUAUU
Messenger RNA from Pocillopora verrucosa, 1286 nucleotides. RefSeq lists its product as uncharacterized. The record is from RefSeq and is a predicted model, not a curated record. Lineage: Eukaryota; Metazoa; Cnidaria; Anthozoa; Scleractinia; Pocilloporidae.